GAGAGGGAACGUGGCCUCCUCGUCGUCUCCAUCUUCGUCUUCCUCCCGUGUACGGCGCGCAUCUCCCCUCCGAUCGAAACAGAGCCGUCCAUUUCCGACGAUGGGGAGAUCCUACCCGUCCGUGAGCGAGGAGUACCAGAAGGCGGUGGAGAAGUGCAAGAGGAAGCUCCGCGGCUUCAUCGCCGAGAAGAACUGCGCCCCUCUGAUCCUCCGCCUCGCGUGGCACUCGGCGGGGACUUACGACGUUAACACGAAGACGGGGGGUCCGUUCGGGACGAUAAGGCACCCUGCUGAGCUGGCUCACGGCGCCAAUAACGGACUCGACAUCGCCGUUAGGCUCCUGGAGCCGAUCAAGGAGCAGUUCCCCGUCCUCUCCUACGCCGAUUUUUAUCAGCUCGCCGGAGUUGUCGCCGUGGAAGUCACCGGAGGACCGGAGAUCCCUUUCCACCCUGGAAGGGAGGACAAGACCGAGCCCCCGGAGGAGGGCCGCCUCCCUGAUGCCACCAAGGGUUCUGACCAUCUCAGGGAUGUUUUCGGUCACAUGGGUCUGAGUGAUCAGGACAUUGUUGCACUCUCUGGUGGACACACGCUGGGAAGGUGCCACAAGGAGCGUUCCGGUUUCGAGGGAGCUUGGACGCCGAAUCCUCUCAUCUUUGACAAUUCAUACUUCAAAGAGCUUCUGAGUGGAGAGAAAGAGGGUCUUCUUCAGCUGCCAUCUGACACGGCUCUCUUAACCGAUCCCGUUUUCCGCCCUCUGGUGGAGAAAUAUGCCGCGGACGAGGAUGCUUUCUUUGCCGACUAUGCCGAGGCUCACCUGAAGCUCUCUGAACUUGGAUUCGCCGAUGCGUAAAGGAACGAAUGUGUGGUCGGGCGCUACGAACAACAGUGGGGCAAGUUUUGAGAUAUGUUGUUCUCCAAUAAGCAGUUAUGGGUUGUAUGUUGCACUUUUUUGCGAUUAUAUGCAUCCAUGAUGGUUUGCAAUGUGACAGCCUAUUGGGUAUUGUUGAAGUCUUUUAAAUUUACAAUGUUGUGGACGUAUGUUUUUCAUUCCAGCUAUCAAAGUGCCCAACCUGGCGCUUAUGGUAUUGAGUCUUUAUGCCUGAGCGUAGCUUUUGUGGUUAUA
Molecule: messenger RNA, 1123 nt
Organism: Ananas comosus (pineapple)
Lineage: Eukaryota; Viridiplantae; Streptophyta; Magnoliopsida; Poales; Bromeliaceae
Product: L-ascorbate peroxidase, cytosolic-like
Exons: 9
Coding region: 101-850 (249 amino acids)
Biological process (GO): hydrogen peroxide catabolic process; response to reactive oxygen species; cellular response to oxidative stress
Molecular function (GO): peroxidase activity; heme binding
Source: RefSeq, a predicted model, not a curated record